This is a messenger RNA of Manihot esculenta (cassava), 1223 nucleotides long. RefSeq names its product syntaxin-61. Lineage: Eukaryota; Viridiplantae; Streptophyta; Magnoliopsida; Malpighiales; Euphorbiaceae. The record is from RefSeq and is a predicted model, not a curated record. Gene Ontology annotation, biological process: Golgi vesicle transport. Gene Ontology annotation, cellular component: membrane. Bases 278 to 1018 code for a protein of 246 amino acids. The transcript is spliced from 8 exons.
CUUUUUCCUCUUUUCUCUUCUCUCCCCUUCAGUUGAAUCCUCCCUCCCUUCCCUUCCCUCAUUCCCGAACCCCGCAGAGGCGCAGAGCAUAGCAGAUCUUCCAAUCGGGGUUUCUUGGGUUCAUUUUUAUCACAUCGUAUCUCAGCACAGCAGAUCCGGCUCCUUCCUCUUUACCGUUCCUUGCUUUCGUUCUCAGCACAGCACUGAAGACAGCAGAUCUUCCCUGCGGCGUGAUCCGCCAUUUCUCUUCGGAUAAUCUAUAGUUACUGGUUACAAGAUGUCUUCAGCUCAAGAUCCAUUUUAUAUAGUGAAAGAGGAAAUUCAAGAAUCUAUUGAUAAGCUGCUGUCUACUUUUCAUCAAUGGGAACGGGCUUCUUCUGAUCCUGAAGACAAAAUGCAGCUGACAAAGGAACUAGUUGCAGGUUGUGAUAGCAUUGAGUGGCAGGUGGAUGAGCUAGACAAAACAAUUGCCGUAGCAGCUAGAGAUCCUUCUUGGUAUGGGAUUGACGAAGUAGAACUUGAAAAGCGAAAGAGAUGGACUAGCACUGCUCGUGUUCAGGUGGGCAAUGUGAAGAAAGCAAUUAUUGCUGGAAAAGAGGUGAUUAGUAAUGGAACUACCAGCAUAAAUGGGAUGCACAGAGAGUUAAUGCGGCUGCAAAAUUCUCGUCAGACAGAUAGAUCCAACCCAUAUGCUCAAGAUAAUGAUAAUUUCAUACAAUCAGAAUCAGAUAGACAAAUGCUUCUUAUAAAGCAACAGGAUGAGGAGUUGGAUGAGCUUAGUGCAAGUGUGGAGCGAAUUGGAGGUGUUGGGCUCACUAUACAUGAAGAACUUCUUGCACAGGAAAAGAUUAUAGGUGAUUUGGGUAUGGAAAUGGAUAGUACAUCAAAUCGUCUCGAUUUUGUCCAGAAAAAAGUGGCUAUGGUCAUGAAGAAAGCCAGUGCAAAGGGGCAGAUCAUGAUGAUUUUGUUUUUGAUAGUUUUGUUCAUCAUUCUAUUUGUUCUGGUCUUUCUUACUUGAACUAUAAAAAUAACCGGCCAGUCCACAGCCGGGGUUGUACUCUACACGAGAGAAAAUCUGCAAUGAUGAGAGGAUUACAGAAGAACUUUGUUGGAAUCGAAGCCAAGAAAUACUAAACUGGAAUUUGAUUUUGUUGCAGUUGUAAAUCAUGAAUAUCAUGCAAGAUUGGUUCAUAUGCUUAUUAUCUGGUUGUUUCUUCUUCGCA